Messenger RNA from Podarcis raffonei (Aeolian wall lizard), 2345 nucleotides. It is a transcript of the gene GORASP2, whose product is annotated as golgi reassembly stacking protein 2. The transcript has 10 exons. The record is from RefSeq and is a predicted model, not a curated record. Bases 212 to 1585 code for a protein of 457 amino acids. Gene Ontology annotation, molecular function: protein binding. Gene Ontology annotation, biological process: Golgi organization. NCBI's taxonomy places the organism in Eukaryota, Metazoa, Chordata, Lepidosauria, Squamata, Lacertidae. Gene Ontology annotation, cellular component: Golgi apparatus.
GUGCCCUUUUUCUCCUUCCCCCCACCCUCAGCCAACUGCGCACCCGGCGGCCCCGGCCCGACGGAGUGCCACGUCCUUAAUACUGUGACGGUGGCGGCGAAGAGGAGGAGGAGGAGGAGCCGGGCGAGGGCGUGUGUGCUGAGAACAACCGCCCCCUCCCCGCUCCAGCCGCCGCCGCCGCCGCUUCCUCAGCGUCCUCCGGGCCUGAGCCAUGGGCUCCUCUCAGAGCGUGGAGAUCCCCGGCGGGGGCACCGAGGGCUACCACGUCCUGCGAGUGCAAGAAAAUUCACCAGGACAUAGAGCUGGACUGGAGCCAUUCUUUGAUUUCAUCGUUUCAAUUAAUGGUUCAAGACUGAACAAAGACAAUGACACGCUCAAGGAUCUGUUGAAAGCGAAUGUGGAGAAGCCCGUGAAGAUGUUAGUAUACAGCAGCAAAACCCUGGAGCUCAGAGAGACAUCGGUAACUCCCAGCAACCUCUGGGGUGGACAAGGCCUACUGGGAGUCAGCAUUCGUUUCUGCAGCUUUGACGGGGCCAACGAGAAUGUGUGGCAUGUGCUGGAAGUUGAAUCCAACUCGCCUGCUGCUCUUGCAGGUCUCAGACCUCAUAGUGACUACAUCAUUGGUGCAGAUACUGUCAUGAAUGAGUCCGAGGAUUUAUUCUCCCUUAUCGAAACUCACGAAGGCAAACCAUUAAAACUUUACGUAUACAACACAGACACUGAUAAUUGUCGGGAAGUGGUCAUUACCCCUAACUCGGCCUGGGGUGGAGAAGGAAGCCUCGGUUGUGGCAUUGGGUAUGGUUACUUGCAUCGAAUACCAACGCGCCCUUUUGAAGAGGGAAAGAAGAUUUCUCUUCCAGGACAGUUGUCUAGUUCACCUAUUACCCCACUCAAAGAUGGCUUUACAGAAGUUCAGCUGUCUUCGGUGAACCCUCCACCUUCAUUACCACCUGGAACCACAGGAACCGAACAGGCUCUGGCUGGGCUUUCCAUUAGCUCGACUCCUGCCGUCCCUAACGUGCUCAAUACAGGUGUUCCUACAGUACCAUUAUUGCCUCCCCAGUCAGGUCAGACUCUUCCUCCAGUUAACCCGGCAGUAACUUUGCCAGGACUGAUGCCAUUACCCACUGGACUUCCCAACCUGGGUAAUAUCCCAAACCUUAACUUACCUGCCCCACACUUAAUUCCUGGUCCUGGAUUAGCAGACAUAGGACAUCCUGGUUUGCCACCGCUUCCUUCCUUGCCUUCCCUAAACCUUUCUGGAAUCUCACCAGAAUUUCUCGCGCAGUUUCCAAUGGUGACUGAGGUGUCUACCCGGCCUGCAGAUCUACUAUCCUCCGCUCCUCAGAUAGGGAGCUUACCUGUUAAUCCGGGCACUACAGUAGGCGUGGAACAAAUCUCCACAUUUAUCCUGGAUACUCCUCCUCCUCUUAUUACUGCAACGACAAUGGCUACUACCACUCCUCCUCUCAGCGCUCCUGCUGCCAUGGCGUCCACUCCUGAAGACCGAGGGGAUGGGUCAUCCACAUUCAACGAAAAACCAGCAUCCUUGGCGACAGAGGCAGCUGCUUCUGAAUCAUCAUAACUUCAGAUGUUUAGUUGGAUCAGGCUUGGUGUAUUUAUUCAGCUGUGGGAUAAAUAUUAAAAGAAAUGCAAACUACCACUAAUUUCAUGCUAGUUUGUAUUUUGCAGUUAGGUUUCCUGUAAAUAUACUAAGGGUCUGGGGUUUUUACAGGGAGCUUGGUGUGGGGCUGGGGAGACGGGAAGGAAGUGCUUAUAUUUAAAACAAAAACAAAAAAAUAUCAAGGUAGAAGAAUAUGCAGACCUCAACUGCCAAAAAUUGAGGUAUUUUUUAAAAAAUCUAAUCUGAAUUCUGUAGGCCUCCUUGCUUCUCCCCCCUGCCUCCAAGUUUUGCUUCUGUAAAAAGGAAGAAGCAGUUCAUGCUUGUGGCAUUUGAGAACCAUUAUUCUUGUACUUUGCAAGAAUUGUGAGAGGACAGAGGUCUUUUGUCCAGGUUGUACAUUUUAGCUCUAUAAAGUCCUUCGAACUAAAGCUGUUUAUAUUAAAAAUGUCACAGAGUGCGACUUGUCAAUUCAGCAUCAUUUUAAACCUGCCUGUACACAGACUUUCUGUUGAGCUUCUGCCAGCCCUUACCCCUUAACCUCCGCUGCUUUGCUUUAUAAAGCCCACUGUCGAAAGGCGUUUUGAAGAAAUGAGAAGGAAAAUGCUCCCAUUAACAUUGGACAUAGCUCAAAGGGAGGAGGGGUGGAACUUUCACUUUUGUAAAAACAAAAAGAGUUGUAUGGAGAGAGCUUACAUAAUGGCAAUAAAUUCUGAGAAUUUUA